AGUGAAUCAGAAGUAGGAUUAUUUUAAAAUUCAAUUCCGAAAUGCACUCCGUUGUCGGAAUUGCUACACGGAACGUCUGUUAAAUAAUGUAUUUAUGAUAUUCUCACCCUCGGAACACAUCAUACAGAGCUCUGCUUUAUUUAGUAGAUAUGCUGUUGCCGCGUAUCAAUUCAGACAACGUACCAACUUAUUUCAUUCAGCGAUUUUUCACUUUAUCAUUUGAUGAAUACAGAACGAAGUUAAUAAAUGUAGUUCCUUCCAUUGUAAUUAUGAAUGAAUGCAGUGAGUGCUAUACCUUUUUACAAACUAAACAAAAGUCAAGUAGCGGGUGAAGUUUGUUGAUGAAAUAAACGAAAUGUUCGUACUAAGUUUAAGUACAAUUAAACAACUUUUCAGCCGCUACUUGAGUACUGGACCACGUAUUCCAUAUACCAGUGUAGCAACGUAGCUAGUCAGAAAAGUAGGAAGUUGAUAGAGGUGUUUGGGUCGCAGAUACCCAUGUACCAGCACCCCUCUGGGCGGCAAGCAGAGUACGCGCCCGACGGUACCCCAAUUACCCCACCUAGAGACAGGACCACCGAGAUCUUGCAGAAUCUCCAAAAAAAGCGAACGGAAAGAAGGGGGCGCCUCAGUUCGGAGCCCGAAAAGUCUAAAACAAGCAAUCUCGUCUUUAAGUUCCUCAACAUGGCCAGUGUGUUUAUGAGAAUUUUCAAUUUGAUCUGCAUGAUGUUGCUCAUUGGACACUGGUCUGGUUGUCUGCAAUUUCUCGUGCCGAUGCUUCAGGGAUUUCCAUCAAAUUCUUGGGUCGCAAUCAACGAACUGGAACACGCGUUUUGGUUGGAACAGUAUUCGUGGGCGCUGUUUAAGGCCAUGUCUCAUAUGCUAUGCAUUGGGUAUGGUCGGUUUCCACCACAGUCCCUGACAGAUAUGUGGCUUACAAUGUUGUCGAUGAUAUCAGGAGCGACAUGUUACGCGCUGUUUCUAGGCCACGCUACAAAUCUUAUUCAAAGUUUGGACUCGUCGCGUAGACAGUAUCGUGAAAAGGUAAAGCAAGUUGAGGAGUAUAUGGCGUAUCGAAAACUUCCGAGAGAGAUGAGGCAACGAAUCACGGAGUAUUUCGAGCAUCGAUAUCAGGGAAAAUUCUUCGACGAGGAAUGUAUCUUGGGAGAAUUAUCCGAAAAAUUACGAGAAGAUGUUAUCAAUUACAACUGCAGAUCGCUUGUUGCUUCGGUUCCAUUUUUUGCAAAUGCAGAUUCAAACUUUGUGUCUGAUGUUGUAACCAAGUUAAAAUAUGAAGUCUUCCAGCCUGGUGAUAUUAUAAUAAAGGAAGGAACAAUCGGUUCAAAGAUGUACUUCAUUCAAGAAGGUAUUGUCGAUAUAGUAAUGGCGAAUGGGGACGUGGCGACGAGUCUGAGUGAUGGUUCCUAUUUUGGUGAAAUUUGUUUACUAACUAAUGCACGGCGCGUCGCAUCCGUCCGUGCUGAAACCUACUGUAAUUUAUUUUCUCUGUCGGUCGAUCAUUUUAAUGCAGUACUCGAUCAGUACCCACUCAUGCGCCGUACGAUGGAAUCGGUUGCCGCGGAGAGGUCAGUGCGUUGGUUAAACAAAAUUGGGAAAAAUCCAAAUUUAGUUGCGCAUAAAGAAGAAGAUCUGGGAAGUGAAAGUAAGACAAUUAAUGCGGUCGUAAAUGCGCUCGCCGCGGAGGCAGAUCACGUGAAUGGUUCCGAUGAGUCCGUGGCUAGGCUGCACGUUAGUGAUCGAAGUUUACACGAAUUAGGAAGAACGUUAAAGAGAUUAACCCUUCCAAGGCCUAAAUCCGAAAAUAAUUUUGCAUCGCAAGAUAUUCCUUUACAGCGAGGUAGUGAAAAUAAUGGCCGACCAUCCUUCCAUAAAUCAGAUACAUUUCAUAAAGAAUCCACUUUUCAAUGACGUCACUCCACGCACUAGUGCUCUGUGCUUACUGACUGUCUGUGCCAACUGCUGAUGAUUAUGAAACUAAUUAUUGACAAGUCUAACAGUUAGCACAGAUCACUAAUGACUAGAAACCGACACCAAAUUGGAGUGCUAGUGCGUGCUGCUUCGCUGUGUCUUUCUACAAGCAAUACGUGCAAAGGACACUGCGCUACAAUUGUGCAAUAUUAGUAAUUACAUUAAGUUAGCUUGAAACAUUAGGUGCUCAAUUAGUUAUCUAAUUACCUGAAAAUUACAGGUCUGAUUUUUGGUUUGUUUCAAUUCAGAAAACCUUGUCAGUCGGAAUUUUUUAUUACCUACAAAUGAUUGUUCACUUAAUUGUAUACAUAAUCAAAAAAUGGCAAUACUAUGCUUAAAGAAAAUAUAUAACUAUUUUUAAAUCGAUCUUAUAUUUUGCCAUAUUUUGUACCCAUCAUAUAAAUGUGAUAUCUGUAACAUACGCCCAGUCCUAAAUACAAACGUCAGUUCACGGAGUACUUACAACAAAGGCUUAGUCGAAACAUUUGUCAACAAAAAAUUUAUAUCUAUCAUAAGUACGCACAAUUGUAUUUUCAUUACGAACGUGGUUAAUAGAACUUUUUUUCGUUUGCUGAGAAAAUAAAACCAAAAAUCAGUCUUAAAGUAGCACACAGGAUCACCUGAUACUAAGUCCUUUGCAAAUUAGUAUCGGUAGAAAAUCAGGAGUAAUAGCCAAGUAGUUCCAACUUAUAGGCCUAAAUAAAGAAAGAAAAUAGGAAAUGACAAUGUUUUCCCCUCCCUACUAAGGAACUAGCCAGUUUAAUCGAGACUCCCGAGCGACUUAUUUUAUUUUUCAGUUUAUUUAGGUGUGAUUUUCCAAAGUAAUAAUUUAGACAUUUGUAUGUAAUUUAUUUUCUAGCGUUUUAUACAGGUAAUAACAGAAAAACGAACGUUUUAUUUAGAUUUAAUGUAUAUUUACCGUUGAUGUUUCUUUAUUUAAUUUAGAGGUCUGGAACUUUUUAUUUUGGAGACACGUUUUGUACAUUAUGUAAAUAUUAAAUAAACGUCAGUGUGGCUAGAUCCUAGUCAGUUAAAUUUAUUGAUAUAAGAGAGACUCCAGACAUUGUUAGCUGUGAUCUUACUAAGUGAAUGUCUUAUCAUUAUAAUGGAGAUCUAUGUUCGAGCGAUUUAUGCGUUUAUAGAUUUAGUUGUUUACUUUCUUCUAUUUAUUUUUUUACUGUAUAAGAAA
Molecule: messenger RNA, 3178 nt
Organism: Photinus pyralis (common eastern firefly)
Lineage: Eukaryota; Metazoa; Arthropoda; Insecta; Coleoptera; Lampyridae
Gene: Ih
Product: potassium/sodium hyperpolarization-activated cyclic nucleotide-gated channel 2
Exons: 7
Coding region: 499-1929 (476 amino acids)
Biological process (GO): potassium ion transport; transmembrane transport
Cellular component (GO): membrane
Molecular function (GO): voltage-gated potassium channel activity
Source: RefSeq, a predicted model, not a curated record